Molecule: messenger RNA, 3377 nt
Organism: Aphis gossypii (cotton aphid)
Lineage: Eukaryota; Metazoa; Arthropoda; Insecta; Hemiptera; Aphididae
Product: sialic acid synthase
Exons: 8
Coding region: 70-1872 (600 amino acids)
Biological process (GO): carbohydrate biosynthetic process
Molecular function (GO): N-acylneuraminate-9-phosphate synthase activity
Source: RefSeq, a predicted model, not a curated record
GGGCAAAAAAAUCAAUACUCGCAAAACGCCGACGACCGUAGUCCGCAUAGGUACGCUGUUUUCGUUUGGAUGUCGGACGCGCUUGAACAACUCAAACUUCACUACCCAGACAUCGUAAUGAAGAAUAUUGGCAAAAACAGUCGGGCGUAUGUUAUUGCAAAUCUGUCAACAAAUCACGAGGGAAACCCGACAUUGGCCUGCGAACUGAUCGAAGCAGCAUGCAAAUGUGGUGCGGAUUAUGUAUUGAUGGAACUUGAUGAACAUACUAAUCCAUUUUCAUGCGAAGAUAUCAAAAACUUUCAUAAGUUGGCUCAAGAUAAUGGAGCCGUUUUCACGACCAAAUCGUUAGUGAAUUCAAUUCGUCAAAUUUCUCCUAUACAACAAUUUAAGAAUAUAAAUAAUGACGAAGACGAAAUUAGUAAUGAUUUGCAACUAGCGUUUCCUUCGAUUCCAGAAAAGGAUACUUCCGAAGACCGUAAAUCGUAUGAAACUGUCGAUCUGGUCGAAAAAAUACAACAGAAAUUUCCCAAACAUGAACUUCAGUUUUGGGAAUUUCAAGAAAUAAGCACGUGUCUUCCUGAAGUGGUUAUUGCUAUUGGAAUAAAAGCGAUAUCUUGUAAGUUUACGUUGGACGAUAAAUCUAUCGGAUACGAUCACGCGAUGUCAAUCUCCACUCGUGACUUCCGUACCAUGGUUACCAAUAUUAGAACAGUUGAAAUUGCCCUAGGAACAGGGAAAAAAGACAAACUCUCCCCAUCUGAACUGCCAUGUUUCAAAAAAUUAUUCAAAAGUAUCGUAGCUGCAAACAAUUUAGAGCGUGGAUCCAUAUUAAAAGCAGAAGAUAUGAAAAUUAAAGUCAGUGACACGCAGAGCAUGUGUGGAUUUUACUUUCCAGUAGUAAUCGGUCGACAGUUAUUAUCUGAAGUUGAUGAAGACGAUCCGAUUUUUGUUUCCGAUUUUGAUGGACUGCAACAUUAUACGCAUUAUAUGCCGUUUGAUGAUCCAAUACCAGAAUAUAUCGGAUAUAUACCUGAAAUUGAUCUGGGAAGGCCCAUCAAUUUUAAAAGCCCUUGUUAUAUAAUUGCUGAAAUAGGACAAAAUCAUCAAGGUGAUAUAAUGAUGGCUAAAAAAUUGAUCAAAUUGGCUAAAAAAUGUGGAGCAGACUGUGUAAAAUUUCAAAAAAGUUGCAUAAAUGAAAAAUUUACGUCAUUGGCCAGGAAUCGACUGUACAAUAGUAAAAAUUCUUUCGGUACGACAUACGGUGAACACAAACACUUUUUAGAGUUCACCGAAGAACAAUACAAAGAACUUAGAAGAUACGCUGUAAAAAAAGUCGGUAUUCAUUUCACUGCAUCAGCAAUGGACCCGGUUUCAUUCGUUUUUUUACAGUAUUCAUUUGAUUUCAUCGUUAGCCUCAAAGUGCCUUUUGUAAAAAUUGGUUCAGGCGAAUCUGGGAACGUGAUGCUAUUGGAAAAGGCGGCCAAGGCUUGUGUCCCGUUGGUUAUAUCUACCGGCAUGCAGACGCUAGCUGACAUACGAAUUACUUUUGAGACAGUUAGCCGGUACCAUAAUCAUUUCGCGCUAUUACACUGCGUAUCUGCGUACCCGACACCACCAGAAGAGGCCAAUUUGAACAUGAUCAAGACGCUUCGCAAGACUUUCCCGAACACAAUCAUUGGUUACUCUGGCCACGAAGUUGGCUCUUCUCUAACCGCUGCGUCAGUAGCACUCGGUGCCAAAAUUAUUGAAAGACAUAUUACAUUGGACAGAAAUAUGAAGGGGUCGGAUCAUAUUUGUUCGUUAGACCCUUCGCAGUUCAGCAAACUUGUUAGAGACAUUCGAUACAUCGAAAGAAAUUUAGCUAUUUUAUAAUUGUAUUAUAAUACAAUAAUACAUAUCUCAAUAUCUGUAUGACCUUAAAGUGUUCAUUGACGAGUAUAAAUUGUAUUGGUACUUAUAUUAUUUUAAUUUAAUUGUUUUUUUUUUUUUAAUUUAUAACAUAGAGUACAUAAAUGUACACUGUACAAUAUACCUAUUUUAGUAACUUAAAAAUGAAAAUAAUAUAAUUUUUAAAACAAUAUAGGUAAUAAUAAAAUGUAUGUAAAUUGUAAGUAGGAUUAUACUAUAAUUAUUAUUCUUUAAUUCAAACAUUCAUGUACAGUCUAUAUAGUACAGACUACAGAUGUACAGUAUUUAGUAACUUAGCAUAUAUUUUUGGCCGUAUAAUGAAAAAUGUAGAUACAGAUUUUACUGUACAUUGAAACUAUAGUACUUGAAUGGUCUCUAAAUUCACAAAGCUUAAGCACUCUAUUUCAUUUAAAAAUGUCUGUAAUUUUCAUGUAAAUUAAAUUAAUAUUAGCUGAAGAAAAAAAAUUCAGAUUUCCUGACCAUAUAUAUUUAUAACACUACUUAUUCUAUUCAACUUAUUUAAACAUUUUAUUAGACAAGUACCUACCAACUUAACACAAUCACGUCAUCAUUACACUAUAUUUACACGUAGGUUUCUUUAAAAUUUAAUGUUUAAAUAAUUUAUUGUAUUUAAUUUUCCAAUAUUAAAACUAAAAUAGCUACCAAUAAUUUUUAACAAUAAAACAUUUUCUUUAUUUAUAGCACGUUAAUCCGUGAUCAAUAGGUACUGUUAACAAUUGAUAAGUAACGGUUUAUAUAUUAUUUCAUUCGACAUUUGAAAAAAUUAUAUAGUAUAUUAUACUAUAGUAUAAUACAAUAUAUAUUAUUGUAUAUACAAUAUGCGUACAAGAAGAUGUACCUAAUUUUACGUUGACUUAAGAUUUUACAGAUGGUAAAUCGUCUACCUAUCACACAUCUAUUUUUUUUUAUUUGUGGUUAAAAUCAGAAUUUACACUUCUAAAUUAUUCAUUUUUAAACCGUGAUUUAGAUUUUCAACUCUGUACUGUGAAUUAUGGCAUUACCGCAAAAUAAUAUUCUGUGCUAGGUGUUUGGUGGACAUACGAUUCACCAAGCAUGAUGCUCAAUCCCAGUUUUCUAUUUAAUCAUGAGUUUACUCAAAUUCCAACUUUUUGAAUUUUUGAUUAUAUACUUAUUGACUUUAUUUUAAAAUAAUUGUAUUUUAUACACUAUUUUAGCCUUAAGGAGUGUCUGGUAAGGUGGUAGUAAUAUAAAUUUAUUUAUUUAUAUUAAGAGUUAAGAAUCAUCUGUUUUCCCUGUAAAUUGUAAAUAGAUUAAUUUUUGAAAAUAUUGAUGUAUAUAAAUCGAAAUUUGAAUGUGUAGUUUAAAGUUUUUAUGUUAUUUAACUUUAUAUAUACCUACUAUAUAAGAAUACAAGAAACAUGUAUUAUAAAGUAUUAUAGGUAUUAAAAAUAUUUAGAUAUUAAAGGAAAAAUGAUAUAAUUUGAAAA